Molecule: messenger RNA, 1407 nt
Organism: Penicilliopsis zonata CBS 506.65
Lineage: Eukaryota; Fungi; Ascomycota; Eurotiomycetes; Eurotiales; Aspergillaceae
Exons: 6
Coding region: 17-979 (320 amino acids)
Biological process (GO): Arp2/3 complex-mediated actin nucleation; actin filament polymerization
Cellular component (GO): actin cytoskeleton; Arp2/3 protein complex
Molecular function (GO): structural constituent of cytoskeleton; actin filament binding
Source: RefSeq, a predicted model, not a curated record
GAUUGAGGCCAUCGCCAUGCUUCUCCUAGACUACCAGAACGUGCUCAUCCAGGCGCUCCUCACGGAGCGGUUCGCUGGGGGCAACCCCGUGUCAAUCGACCAGGUUGUUUCGGACUUUGAUGGCGUGACCUUCCAUCUGUCUACUCCCGAGUCGAAAACGAAGAUUCUCAUCUCGAUCAACCUGAAAUGCUUCAAGGAGCUGGUGCAGUAUGGGGCACAACAGGUGCUGGAGCGGGAGUACGGCCCGUACAUCGUCUCUCCCGAGCCUGGAUACGACUUCUCGGUGCAGAUCGAUCUGGAGAAUCUCCCGGCGGAGCAGGAGGCCAAGGACGAGCUGAUCAUGCGCCUCGCCUUGUUGAAGCGGAACGUGAUGGCUGCCCCGUUUGAGCGGGCGUUCGAUGAAUUCGCACAGCUUUCAGAGGAGGCUUCAAGGUACACCACGGAAUCUGCGCCCCAGGGUGUGAAGGAAGGAGGGGAGGUCAUGGCUAUCCACUAUCGUGAGGAAGAGGCAAUCUACAUCAAAGCCAGUCACGACCGAGUCACGGUGAUCUUCAGCACUGUAUUCCGCGAGGAGACGGACCGUAUCUUUGGCAAGGUUUUCUUGCAGGAAUUCGUCGACGCCCGGAGACGUGUGUUAACCCUGCAGAACGCUCCCCAAGUGCUCUUCCGAAACGAUCCCCCGCUUGAGUUGGCUGGCGUCCCUGGUCUCAAGGACUCGGGCGAAGGUGAAAUCAGCUACGUGACUUUUGUUCUUUUCCCUCGUCACCUUACCCCUCAGCGUCGUUAUGAAAAUAUCUCCCACAUCCAGACCUUCCGUGAUUACUUCCACUAUCAUAUCAAGGCCUCGAAGGCAUACAUCCAUACCAGAAUGCGCAAGAGGACAGCAGAUUUCCUCCAGGUCCUCAAUCGUGCGCGACCAGAAAACGAGGAGCGGGAAAGGAAGACGGCCAGUGGACGUACCUUCCGGGUUCAGGGCUAGAUCUUGCUUCUAUCAUUCUCAUUCGUGUCCAUACCAUUACUUCACACAAGUCAGUCUCUAUACUCGGAUGCGGAGGACUUACGGUCAGCCCGCUACCUGUAGAUUUACUCAAUCCUAUGUUCCUAUUUUCUGUUGAUAUGUACUAUCCUAGUCCGUUCUCAAUAUGUAGAUAGGAGAGUAGAGCGACUCAUCUGUUGAGUACAAAGUGCCAGUUGUGUCUUCUUCCUUACUAAAGGCUUGUGCAGGUAGUCUUUUCUCGCCUGACAGAGGGUCUGUAUCCAUAGCCGGCCUGUUUCAGUAACCAUACAAGUCUCCAGAGCGAAAAGAGAGCACUAGAAUGACGAUAAACCGUUCACCGAGUGCCAGCAUAGCUUAAUUCAACCUCUCUGAUGCUCUGUAUCUGUAGGUCUAUCAUUGAAUUUGUUGUC